AUGGGCGACCAGAAGGAAUCCCUGUUUAAGAUCACCCACACACUGGCCAUGAAGAACGAGGAGAUUUCAAACUUCAUCGGCGCUCUCAAGCAGAACCUCGACAACUUGGAGGCAAACUCCAACCGGGUGCAGGACGACAUGCAGUCAGAGUUCACCGCCCUCCACUCGGCCCUGGACGAGAUGAAGGAAAACAUGCUGACACGCAUCAAACAGGAGAGAGCCAGCCGCACCUACGACCUACAGAAUCAGCUGAGCGCCUGCUCCAAAGCCCUGGAGAGUUCGGAGGAGCUGCUGGAGCUGGCCAAUCAGACGCUGUGCUCCUCUGAGACGGACGGUUUCACUCAGGCGGCCAAAGACAUUAAGGAUAGCGUGACGAUGGCUCCUGCUUUUCGCCUCUCCCUGAAGGCUAAAGCCAGUGACAACAUGAGUCAUCUGAUGGUGGAUUUCAGCCAGGAGAGGGAGAUGUUGCAGGGUCUCAAGUUUCUCCCAGUUCCUGCCACUCCAGAGAUCCAGGUGUCAGAGUGCCAGGUGUGUGACAACAGAGUGACUGUAGCAUGGACCUUACAGGAGCCUGACACUAAGAUAGACCACUACAUACUGGAACAUCGACGGACAAACCACGAGGGUCCACCACGCAUCAGGGAGGACUACCCCUGGAUGGUGGUGGAGGGGAUACGAGAGUUGGAGCACACACUGACGGGUCUGCGCUUUGACACCCGGUACAUGACGUUCAGAGUGAGAGCGUGUAACAAGGCCGUGGCAGGAGAGUUCUCUGAGCCAGUUACUCUAGAAACUCAUGCCUUCACCUUCAAACUGGACUCUGGUUCGGCUCAUCAGAACCUAAAGAUUGAGGACUUGAGUGUGGAGUGGGACAGCGGCGGAAAGGUCCAGGAAAUCCGCAAAGAGAAGAACCGAACCAACUCCCCCAUGCAUUCUCCAGCCAGGUCAGCACUCAUGUCUCCCAAAAGAGCACCGACUGCCCGGCCAGGCAGAGACCGGUUCACGGCAGAGUCCUACACAGUGCUGGCUGACACCAUGAUCGAUGCCGGCCAACAGUAUUGGGAAGUACGGUUUGACAAGGAGAGCAAGGCCUUUGCUGUCGGGGUGGCCCUGCGGACCCUUGGCCGAUUUGACCAGUUGGGGAAAAGCAACGCCUCCUGGUGCAUCCAUCUGAACAACUGGCUGCAGCAGAGCCUCACAGCCAAGCACAACAACAAGGCUCGAACACUGGACUGUCCGAUCCCAAGCAAGAUAGGAGUCUACGUCAACUACGAUGAAGGUACUCUGUCUUUCUACGACGCCAAAACUAAGCAGCUGAUGCACACCUUCAAAACCAAGUUCCCACAGCCAGUUAUACCGGCCUUCAUGGUGUGGAAUGGCAGUUUCUCAGUAGUGACGGGCCUGCAGGUUCCCAGCAUGGUGCAAAGCGGUCAGAGGAAGAACAGCGGCACCAGCAGCUCCAACGCCAGCCUCACCUAG
Messenger RNA from Limanda limanda (common dab), 1479 nucleotides. It is a transcript of the gene fsd1, whose product is annotated as fibronectin type III and SPRY domain containing 1. NCBI's taxonomy places the organism in Eukaryota, Metazoa, Chordata, Actinopteri, Pleuronectiformes, Pleuronectidae. The record is from RefSeq and is a predicted model, not a curated record. Gene Ontology annotation, molecular function: protein binding. Bases 1 to 1479 code for a protein of 492 amino acids. The transcript has 13 exons.